AUGUCAGCCACCACGACCGCGCAAGAAGCAGCCAACCGCCAAUGGCAGCGUCAACACUUCCGCGACGACCCUGCUGUGGCCGCUAAUCGUGCUGCUGGCAUCCCAAACACGGGGAAGACCAAGGUCAUUUGCCGCCAGCAUCUCCAAGUGCGAAUCCAAGAAGACCGGCUGGCGGAUCUCGCGAACGGUCUCCCUCAACGCUCGGAGGACGAUCUCCUUCCUAUUUAUUUCGCCACUGACGCCAAAGCUCAAGAUCGGAUGUGGAUGCAAGAACGCCCCGACACACUUCUUAAUCACCUCUCCAAGGACGAUCUCGAGCAGCGCAAGGCCAAGCCGAAGGGCAAAUCGACGGCCCCGACCAGCACGUCCGGCGCACACAUCCUCAUGCCAUUUCCCUCGACUUCCUCCAACGAUCCAGCCUACAACAGCCUUGCUCUUGCUGGCCAGACAGCGUUCCAAUACGCUGGGAUGGGCUUGGAUAGCGGCACGGUCUCCUUCCCAUCCAGUUUCGAUGCGACAAUCGGAUCGAGUACAAGUUUCGCGUUCAACGGGAUCCCAUUCGAACAUCGCCCUCGUCGCGCCUCCUCCCCGUCCCUCGUUCCUGGCGACUCGAUCUCCGAGGCUGGCACUGUGCCGGGCCUGUCGCGUCAGCCGUCAUUCCAUGGCUCGGACACUUCCAACAAACGAGCACCGCCAAUGCAGCAGCAAUUCGAGUAUCGCAUUGCGCGUCUUACGGCGUCUGGCGGCUUGCCGCUUUCGUGGAUCGAGAACCCGGAAGCGCUCGCACUAUUCGCGCUAUUUGUUCCGGGGGCCGUUGUGCCAUCGCGAGCCGUUCUGACGCGCCGUCUUAUCCCGGCCGUCUUGAAGGAGCUCCAAGACGAGGUUAAGAAGCGUGUACGAGGGUCGAUGGGCACUCUGCAAGCAGAUGGAUGGACGGGAAUUGAUUUCCACCAUCUUAUUGCGUUCAUGCUGGCAGCGGCGGGUCAUAUCAACACCGUCGACGUUUACGACGUCUCUGACGAGCGGAAGACGGCAGUUAACUUCCUUCGACUCAUGAUGGAGGUUCUGGAGAAGGUGGAUAAGGGCUUCCUGAAAUGGAGCAAGGAAAUCACCGACCUCAUCGGAUGGCUCCGGAGCAAGACAUUCGUCUUGGCUCUUCUCCGCGAGCUACAGCGAUCGUCCAAUCUCCCCGUUCUCGCAAUUAUCCGCGCGGUUUUGACGCGAUGGACCUCCCACUACCUCGCAUACACUCGCCUAAUUGCUGUAGGCCCGCCUCUCCGAGCACUGGUUGCCCGAGAAGACCUGCGCGGCACGGAUAACCAGCUCAUCACCGGCGACAGCAAAGCGAAGAAGAAGGCCCAGAAAAUGGUCGCGUUGAUCAAGAACCCACAGUUAUGGGCUGCUCUCGAAAGAAUGCGAACCCACCUCUCUCCGCUCGCACUAUGCGCCAACAUGACCCAAACGGCGUUCUGCCGCCUCGACCAGGACCCCGAGGACCAAUUCGUGCGAGCCGCCGUCCUCGCUAGUGUCGAGCGGCGGUGGGGAAAAUGCGACCAAGACGUUUUCCUUGCGGCUGCAAUCGCCAAUCCAUUCCUCGACCUCAACGACUUCAUGCCUCUCCCCAUCCUAACGCGCGGCGCAAUCUUCACUCUCUGGUCCCGCCUCCAUCUUCGAUUCGAGAAGAAGGAAGCUGAUCCCGCCACCCUUCUCGCCAACAUCAAUGACUUCUUCAACAAAACCGGCAGCUUUGACACCCUCCCGAAGCUCAUUCCGGCCAUGCGAGCAGCUGCUCUCCGAGAGAAAUGCAUCCCGGACCCGCUUGCGCUAUUCGGAAUGCUCUCCUUCCCCGGCCGCGAUAUUCCCGACUCGCCGUUUAUGGCCGUCACGAAACGCGCCCUCAACAUCACGGCCAACUCUGCUUCGUGCGAGCGCCUCUUCAGCGUUUUUGGUGCCAUACUCACCAAGACCCGAAACCGACUCGGCAAGGAGACGUUGCGCAACCUCGCUGAACUAAAGAUGCUCAUCCGCGACGAGCAUCUGCGGAACGGCGAUGUCAAGCCGCGAUUGAAACGCAAGUUUGAGCAAGCAACACCCGACGCUCAAGCUCCUUUGCCUUCCACCAUCAUCGCGAGCACCGACGCGAGCACCGAGCCGGAUUCGGAGAUGGAGCUCGAUUCCUCUGCGGAAGACCCGGCAACAGCUUCAUUGUCAACUUCGUCUUCUUCGGAGUUCCAUUCGCUGGCCGAGCAGCUUACGCCGCAUGGUCGCUGA
Molecule: messenger RNA, 2271 nt
Organism: Mycena indigotica
Lineage: Eukaryota; Fungi; Basidiomycota; Agaricomycetes; Agaricales; Mycenaceae
Exons: 7
Coding region: 1-2271 (756 amino acids)
Source: RefSeq, a predicted model, not a curated record